This is a messenger RNA of Prunus avium (sweet cherry), 1683 nucleotides long. Its product is annotated as GroES-like zinc-binding alcohol dehydrogenase family protein. The record is from RefSeq and is a predicted model, not a curated record. Lineage: Eukaryota; Viridiplantae; Streptophyta; Magnoliopsida; Rosales; Rosaceae. Gene Ontology annotation, molecular function: oxidoreductase activity.
CUUCCCCUCUCCUCUAAAAUUCGAUUAAAAAAUUAAGCCACUAUCUUCGCGCCUGGCGAGCUGUCCCUGGCAAGCAAGUAGCAUCAUCCCAUCUGACUUGCUAUUGUUGUCUGUUUUGUUCAACACUCUUGAGUAUUCAGAUUGAGAGAGAGAAACAAACAAAGAAAGAUGAUGAUCCGCAGUGCCAUCGCCAAAAGACUUGUCUCCUCAAACUCCUCCUCCUCCUCGUCUUCUUCUUCCUCUGGUUGGUCUUGGUUGUGCCAAAAGACUAGCAGCAGCAGAUCAUCGUCGUCGUUGGUGGGUCAAUGCCUGAACGAUGACAACAACAACAACAAUAAGCUUGAAUUUGAAUUUGAUGGCAUUGAGAAGACGAGUAAGAUUAGCAGCAGCAGGUGGUUUCACUCUGCCUCACUGGGUGGUGGUGGUGGGUUGCCUUCUUCCAUGAGGGCGGCUGUCUUCAGGGAACCCAACAAACCUCUAACCUUCGAGGAAUUUCACAUCCCUCACCCCAAAUCCGGUGAAAUUCUCGUCAAAACCAAGGCCUGCGGAGUUUGCCACUCUGAUCUCCAUGUUAUGAAAGGUGAGCUUCCAUUUGCUAGCCCUUGUGUCGUGGGGCAUGAGAUAACUGGUGAGGUUGUUGAACAUGGACCGGCUACAGACACCAAAACAAUAGCAAGAUUACCAAUUGGAUCUCGUGUUAUUGGAGCUUUCAUCAUGCCUUGUGGUAACUGUUCUUACUGUUCAAAGGGCCAUGAUGAUUUAUGUGAGGAUUUCUUUGCCUAUAACCGUGCAAAAGGGACCCUUUAUGAUGGCGAGACUCGGCUAUUCCUCCACGGCAGUGGAAAACCAGUAUACAUGUAUAGUAUGGGAGGCCUUGCUGAGUACUGUGUUGUGCCGGCAAAUGGAUUGACUAUUUUGCCGAAGUCAUUGCCAUACACAGAGUCUGCAAUUUUAGGAUGUGCAGUAUUUACUGCUUAUGGUGCUAUGGCUAAUGCAGCUGAGGUGCGUCCUGGGGAUUCAAUUGCUGUGAUUGGAAUUGGGGGUGUUGGAUCAAGCUGUUUGCAGAUAGCAAGAGCAUUUGGUGCCUCUGAUAUUAUUGCUGUGGAUGUUCAAGAUGAGAAACUGCAGAAAGCCAAGAUAUUUGGUGCUACUCAUGCAAUAAAUGCGGCUAAAGAAGACGCUGUUGGCAAAAUAAUGGAAAUAACUGGUGGAAAGGGUGUGGACGUCGCUGUGGAAGCCCUGGGAAGGCCACAGACUUUUUUGCAAUGUGUACAAAGUGUGAAAGAUGGAGGAAAAGCUGUAAUGAUUGGGCUUGCACAAACUGGUUCAGUUGGGGAAGUAGAUAUAAAUCGUCUUGUUCGUAGAAAGAUACAAAUCAUUGGAUCUUAUGGAGGAAGGGCAAGGCAGGAUCUUCCUAAGGUUGUGAGGUUGGCAGAAACAGGUGUAUUUGAUUUAACUAAUGCCGUUUCUAGAAAGUACACAUUCGAGGAGUCGAACAAUGCGUUCCAGGAUUUGAACAAGGGAAACAUUGUUGGCCGAGCAGUGAUUGAGAUAAUGUAGUUCUUUUCUCUCCAAGCGGCUGUUGUUGAUGCCAAAAGUCCACCUCAAGUACAAGCCCAAAUAGAAUCUGAAGCUGCAUUACUAAUGAAGCCUUGUUCAAUCCAUUUCUGCAUCUACCUUCAA